CCCGCGCCCUCAGGGCUCGGUGCGGCUGCCGCGUUCCCGCUGUCGUGCCCCGCGGGGCCGGGACGAGGAGCCUCGCCGGUGUACCUUUUGGCUUGUUACAAAGACCAGCUAUGGAGAAGUGGAGCUUAAUGACAAUUACUGUUUUACUAGCACUUACUGUACGCUGGACUGUAUCGCUUGGUUCUUAUUCAGGUGCGGGAAAACCACCUAUGUACGGAGACUAUGAAGCUCAGAGACACUGGCAAGAAGUUACUUACAAUUUACCCAUCAGGCAGUGGUACUUCAAUACAAGUGAUAACAACCUACUGUACUGGGGCCUUGAUUAUCCACCUCUUACUGCCUAUCACAGUUUGGUGUGUGCUUACAUUGCAAAGUUAAUAAAUCCUGAUUGGAUUGCUCUGCACACAUCUCGGGGGUAUGAGAGUCAGCCACAUAAGUUAUUUAUGCGUACAACAGUGUUUGUUGCUGAUUUGCUGGUUUAUAUUCCUGCAGUUAUUUUAUAUUGUUUUUCCUUGAAAGAAACAUCUACUAAAAAGAAGGUUUCCAGUGCUCUCUGCAUACUGCUUUAUCCAGGCCUCAUUCUUAUUGACCAUGGACACUUCCAGUAUCCUUGUUUGAGCCUUGGCUUUGCCUUGUGGGGUGUACUUUAUUUGUCUUAUGACUGGGACCUUUUGGGGUCAGUGGCAUUUUGCUUGGCCUUAAAUUAUAAGCAAAUGGAACUCUACCAUUCUCUGCCCUUUUUUUGCUAUUUACUUGGAAAGUGCUUCAAGAAGGGACUGAAAGGAAAGGGAUUAGUAUUGUUAACUAAAAUAGCAGGGACAGUGGUGGUUUCCUUUGCUGUCUGCUGGCUCCCGUUCUGUACCGACAUGGAACAAAUCAUGCAAGUACUCAGAAGACUCUUUCCCAUUGACCGAGGCUUGUUUGAGGAUAAAGUAGCCAAUAUUUGGUGCAGUCUAAGUGUCCUUAUAAAGAUAAAGAAUCUAGUAUCACCUCAAACUCAACUAAAACUCAGUUUUGCUCUAACAUUCCUGAGCCUGCUUCCUACUUGUAUAAAACUAACUGUCCAGCCUUCUCUCCGAGGAUUUAAAUUUGCUUUGGUUAGUUGUGCAUUGUCAUUUUUCCUGUUCUCCUUUCAAGUACAUGAAAAAUCUAUUCUUCUGGUGUCAGUACCAGUCUGCUUAAUCAUAAAUGAAAUCCCUUUUAUGGCUACGUGGUUUUUACUUGUAUCAACUUUCAGCAUGUUGCCUCUUCUACUGAAAGACGGCCUGCUGCUGGCCUACACUGUGACAAUGCUGGCAUUCCUGUCGGUCUGCAUGGCUUCCUUUUCCAUAUUUGAGAAGACUUCAGCAGAGGACCUGCAGCUGAAGCCAUUCUCCCUUUCCCUGAAGGGAUAUGUUUCUUGGUUUAAGUCAUUUCCCAAGAUCGUCAGGAGUCUGUUUCUUCUUUCCGUAACCCUGAUGGGCGUCCUGUCUCUAAUGAGUGCCGCGGUGCAGCCUCCACAGAGGUUACCGGAUUUAUUCCCUGUAUCUGUGUCCGUUAUUUCUUGCUUACACUUCUUAUUGUUUUUGGUGUAUUUUAAUGUUGUUAUACUCUGGGACUCAAAGAAUAGUAGAAGUCAGAAGAAAAUCAGUUAAUCAGCCUGUGAAGAUCAAGGACUUAAACUGUGAAAGGACAGAGUAUUUUCAGUGAACGGUGUCUGGCAUUGCAGGUAAACCUGUUUGUGAUGUAUGACAAUUCCUGUAACCUGAUGAAAGUCAGGAAACACAUUAUGCAUAUUUAACCACAAAAUAAUCAAAGACUCUUUUAAAGGAGAAGUAUUUUGAAGAGCACUUGGAAACGUGGUUUGGUGUGUUUUCUUCAGAAGUGUAAUACUUUUGUUACCAUUUGUAAACUCAAAAUACCUAAUAAAGGACCAAAUUUUGAAUUAAUGCUAAAAUACCCUGGCUGUAUUAGCAAACCAGCAAACUGUUUUGUUAGCAUUAAGUUUACACGUU
Messenger RNA from Gymnogyps californianus (California condor), 1994 nucleotides. RefSeq names its product ALG6 alpha-1,3-glucosyltransferase (gene ALG6). The coding region runs from base 111 to 1634 and encodes 507 amino acids. Gene Ontology annotation, biological process: protein N-linked glycosylation. Lineage: Eukaryota; Metazoa; Chordata; Aves; Accipitriformes; Cathartidae. Gene Ontology annotation, cellular component: endoplasmic reticulum membrane. Gene Ontology annotation, molecular function: dolichyl pyrophosphate Man9GlcNAc2 alpha-1,3-glucosyltransferase activity. The record is from RefSeq and is a predicted model, not a curated record. The transcript is spliced from 15 exons.